Verticillium alfalfae VaMs.102 is the source of this 1431-nucleotide messenger RNA. RefSeq lists its product as hypothetical. Lineage: Eukaryota; Fungi; Ascomycota; Sordariomycetes; Glomerellales; Plectosphaerellaceae. The record is from RefSeq and is a predicted model, not a curated record. The coding region runs from base 1 to 1431 and encodes 476 amino acids. The transcript has a single exon.
AUGAAGACUGUGAACGAUUCAGGUGUCAACGGCAGCUAUUGGACCGCGAGCAAGCGCAAACCCGCAUACGAUACGAGUGACGAGUUUGAGGAGUCAAGGCCGGGGAAACCGGUCGUUAAGCGACUUCGGUCAGAGGGCAAUAUCGAGGCCCUUGCCGAUCAGGCCAUGGAGGAGUUUACGCUUCUGGCUUCUGUACCGCUCGUCGAGAGGCUGAAGUCUGGCCGACAGAUUGAUGGUCCCCAGGACAAAACAUUUUUCUGGGAGGGACAGAACAUGGGAACUUGGCAUCUCGACUACCCAGAAAUGACCGAGUUACAGCGACAAGUAUUCACGCAAGCGGCCGAGAGUCGCAAGGAGGUGUUUGCGCCAGGCAAAUCAGGUCUCUGGGAUCUGGCCAUGAAAUACUUCCCUCCUCAUCAGGGUGGUCUCGGGGACACAGAGCAGCCAGUACUUCUGAGCCCUGACGACAGGCCGCGCACCCUGCAACGCGAUGUGAGGACCAUGGCGGAACUCAGAGAAGCGAGCGCUCCGCCGCCGACAGCGCCGCCACCGGAAGAGGAUGAUCUGCCAGACACGCUACCUCCCGAGACCCAACGAAUUGUGCCCAUCGUCGAUGACGAGGUGCCCAAGCGUGCGUUGGCGGUGCUAGAAUCCUCGCCUGGCUCUGUGGUGUCUGGCAUCUCUGUUCCCGUACGAAACACAUUUGUGUCCUGGGGCAGGGGGCCUGAAAAUACAGCCGUGUAUACGCCAAAGACCGAACUUCGGGUUCCGAAAUAUGCCGUCAAGAUACUGCUGUGGACAGAAGAGCUUGAGCCAACCAAACGGCAGGCCAGCAAGACUGUACAUCCCUGGGACAGACAAGACGUGGACCCUACCAAGUAUGGAUUUUACCUUUCGACGAAAGCGACCAUCGGCAUCCACGUCAACGGCUGUCACCUCCCGUCACCGCGACCAGGAUCAUCUUCGCUGCACUGGAUUCAACUACACGACGGUGACGAGAUUGUUGUCUGGGGCACAAUGGACAAUCCUGAGAAGACAAAGCUGAUCUUCCGCUGCUUCUGGAGCGCUUCGUCACAGCCGCGCACGACCCCCGGCCCGCCGCGCAUCAUCUCAUCCUCUACGGCCCGCCGCCUUGAAGAGGCGUCGAGCAAGGCAGAACGGCGCGCGAGGACGGACGCAGAGCGCCAGCGUCGCCUGGGCGACGCGGACCGCGACUUUGCCGAGCGCAAGGCGAGAAUCGACCGUGAGAGGGAGAGGACCAUGAUUUUCGAGAGGAGGGUGCUUGAGGCGAGGGACAUGCUCGUCGCUGUGAAGGCGGGGGCGUCGAGGAGAGAUUCACCCGCCAGCGCGCCGGCAACGACAAUCGCAAGGGGCUUGACGCCGUUGGGGGCGCCUUCGCCCAGGCUGGGUAGGGCGACUCCGGAGGUCUAA